CUUUUUUUGCGCAUGUAAACCUCGCUUUAUCGUCCAUGAUGUUUGAGAAUGACAGCUUAUGUGACAGAUGUUGUUGCUUGAAAGCUUGUUAUGACUUUUGUGACAUAUGUGUUCGACUGAACCUGCUCAGCUGAUUUUUAUUUUCUUUUGAUUUAUCAACCCUGUGAUCUACACAGACAGCAACAUGGAUAAGCUGACACUCAUUUCGGGAACCUUGUUUUUAGCAGCUGAUAUAUUUGCAAUAGUAAGCUUGGCUAUGCCUGAUUGGAUUACAACGGAAGUUGGAGGUACAAGCGACACGCGUUUGGGUCUCAUGUGGACAUGUAUGACACUGUACAACAGACAGCCUACCUGUUUCACACCAGAUCUGCAACCUGAAUGGCUACUUGCACUCGUCUGCAUCUUUGUUGGGUGUAUAUGUAUCACAACUACUAUAAUUCUCUUAAUAUCAUCUCACUGGGACAGGAAUGUUGUACCAUAUGCAAGAUGGGUUGGUUUCACAGCAAUGGUUCUGUUCUGCCUCGCUGCUGUCAUCUUCCCAAUGGGAUUCAGUGUUGAUGAAAUUGGUGGGCAGCCAUAUCAGCUACCACACAGUCACCAAGUAGGAGUUUCGUACAUCUUAUUUGUAUUAGCUCUGUGGAUCACCGUAAUCUCAGAACUGUUUGCUGGAAAAGUGUGCUUGCCACAUUUUUGAUAUUGUGCUACACAAAGACUAUAGUGAGAAUACUUGUCACUGUACAAGUUGUUCAAAAUAAGGUUUCAUUAGAAACUGUCUUAAAGUAGAUUCUGUACAAUCAUGUAGCUUCAUAUUUCACAAAAAUGCACAGAUAUCAGUAUUUUACAAUUUUAUAAAUGUCUAGUUAUUUUAGACAUGAUUGUAUACCUUAUAGAACAUUAAGACUUCAUUUGAACUAGUAUAUUAUAUUAAACAUGGUUAGACAUUUUUUUCACUUAAACUUUGGAGGAGGGGUGAUAGGUCAAGACUGUUUCAUUGGUCCACAGAUCUUUCAAUUUAUUGAAUGUUAACAAAAAUACAAAGAAUUGUUUUAAUCACUUUUCUUAAUUUACAGCUUAAAUGUACAACCAUAAGUAUCCCGAAUUUUUAGCUGUGUUACACAACAGGAGAAAUUCCAUAUUAAAUUGUUAUUCUACGAUAAAUAACAUCAAUGUGGCAAAUUAGAACAUGUAUUGUUAGCUUUUGAAGAAAGAAAAUGGAACACAGAUGUUAACUGACCACUGCUUUAAAUAAAUUCAUAUUUUAUUAUUUCUAUUAAAGUAUUUGCAUGAUAUGUACAUUUUUCUAUACUUACAAGGAAACAGAAUUGGUAGGACAGUACUUACCUCCAGGAGAUGAAUUUCCAGCACUGACAAUACAUUCAUUUAAAACAGAUAAAAACAUGGAUCCUAACCUUUGAAGCCGCCUAAGGAGGAAAGUAAACUUACAAAUAAUGUAUCUGCUUGUAUUGUCAGUACUGGCCAUCCAUUCUGCUCCUUGUAAUUUCAGUUUCCUGAAAUGAAUUCUCCUAUUGAUACUACUUACACUUUUCCCAGCAUAAAAAGUGACAAAGUGCUGACUCAGAUUUUAUUUAUGACACGGGGUGUUGUGUCUUCUUUUGAAUUAAAACAGAAUAUUUUGCACAUUUUAUUGUAGUAUGCCACAAGUGUUUUUGUUAUGAAUUCCAAAACAAAAAAUGCACUUUUGUAACAGUUUAAAGCGAAUUACAAUAAAGGUGUGCAUCAGCUCUCACAAGCUAAGCCUAAUCCAUGAGUGGCAUUUACUUUAUUUCACCAGAAUGGGAGUACCGGUGUCUUUAAAUUUUAGCCGAUUGUUCACAGUAACAUUUAAUAACAGUUACAAUACUCUUACAAUAACUACUGCUUGCAAAAAUUGAAGAGUAAUUAAAAGGUCAUCUCUGAUGAUACGGCUUGCCACAUUUUUAAUCCCGUUUUUGUAUAUUUUGUUGCCUCCAAUAGACACGAGCUGGGUUACAACAUUCCCGGCAAGUUUUUGAUCUGAGUGAAUUCGUCAAACUUUGUCAUUUAGUAAUUUUCUUGUUGUAAUGAUUUUAUUUAACAACAAUGGUGACAGCUCCUCUGUUUUUUAAACACUUCCGCAAGUUCCUGAAAUUAACUUGAAGCUGCAGUAGUAAAAUUGCACAAGUUUUUGUUCUAAUUUAAACACCUCAGCAAGCACUUGCAGAAGUUAUUAAUUAGUGGACACUUGCCUUAAGCUGUGAGAAGAUUUAAUCCUGACUUUCUAAUUGCCUUUCCAAAACUAAGGCAACAGAUAUUGUACCCUUUUAAAAAUAAUGCAAAGGAAAAUAUAGCUGAACAUUUGUCACAAGCAAAAAUCAUUGUACCCAUUUGAAAUAACCACAACCAGAUUUUCGAGUUGUACCAAGUGUUCUUCUGUGAGAGCAAAUGAAGAAAGAACGGCCCUGAUUGGGUCCAAGCAUUGACACUAUCCUGCGUAAUGCUCUUCUGCCACAGUUACAUAAAGGUGGUGUUGCCCUGUUGCUUACACCCGGUUUUUGCUUGGGAGAUUGUGUUCUGUCAGAUGCAGGACGAUUUAUAACUUGAAGAGGAGUACGCUCCCCCAACAUGGUACAGUUCUUUAAUAUGACUUGGUCCCUUGAAUUUGUAUUUCCUUUAGCUAAAGUCAUGUUGUGCCACAAAGAACCUUUCACCAUUUUCCCCGCUGUUCCUUGAUAAUCUGAUAUUUUUCUCUGCCGUGAUGAAACAGGUGUAUCACUCUGAUGUUGUGGAACCAUUCCUUUCCUUGUCACUGAAUCAUGUAUGGAAUACUUUGUUUGUACAUCACUGCCUGUAAGGACACUCUUAUAAUUCUGUAAAAAGAGAGUUUUAUAAAGAAUAAAAUUUUUAUUUUCAAAAAA
Molecule: messenger RNA, 2894 nt
Organism: Schistocerca serialis cubense
Lineage: Eukaryota; Metazoa; Arthropoda; Insecta; Orthoptera; Acrididae
Exons: 3
Coding region: 185-694 (169 amino acids)
Biological process (GO): negative regulation of smoothened signaling pathway
Cellular component (GO): Golgi apparatus; ciliary membrane
Source: RefSeq, a predicted model, not a curated record